GAUCAUCAGUAUUCAGUUCUUUCGUGAUCGUCUCGGUGUUCGCAAGUGUUUUUGUCGUUUCGCGCCGGCUAGGUUUCGCGAAUCACCAUUUAUUAUCACACCUCGGAGGUCACCAACGGCACACGCAGCUGCUGAAGGUCUCUGAAGGCCGUUGUUUAAAACAAUUACGUGAUCACUGCGAGGUGCGACCGUUGUAGUUUAAAUUGAGUGAUAAUUACUUUCACUCGAAAGGUUGUGAUACACUUAAAGAUAGCGCCGCGGGUCAGCGCGUGCCGUUUAUGCUGCGAUCAUGAAGUCAUCAAAGGUGAUCUGUUUCGGUUUGGUUUGUCUAAUUGCUUGUAUUGCGCUGACAGACGCUCAAUGGUUCGGCAGUAAGAAGAAGAAGGAGGAGGAGCCAAAUGUGGCCUUGCUUUCGUAUAACCCGAUUGACCCUGAUGCGGUUCCACCGCCGCAAGCGCCGACAACCAGUACUACAUCAACGACCACUCCGGCCCCUACUACGACCAAGAAGAAAGGUUUCUUUGGUGGCCUAUUCGGAGGUGGUGACAAGAAGGAGAAGGAACCAAAAACGACCACAACCACUACAACUACUCCAAAGCCAACUACUACUACCAAAAGCACAACGGUAGCUCCAACGACGAAAAAAUCCAGUGGGUUUUUCGGAGGCCUAUUCGGCGGUAAAAAAGACAAGACCACAACAACGGUUGCUCCACUCACAACUGCCAAAGCGGGAGUAACCGUCCCUACGACUACGGCUAAAUCUGCCGUUGCAACAUCAACCGUGAAGCCCGGUUCUUCUGUGACUCCUGUAGUUGGCCUUACUAGCACCGUGAAGCCUGGAACGCCGGUGUCAUCUUCAUCAAUCCCAACCAUUCCUAAGACACCCACAUCCCAAGACGCUUUUCGUCCACUUCCCCCGGUUCCAACAACGGCUGCUUCCGCAACGAAACCACCAGUUCCACCUAAACCAGUAUCUCCAGCAUCCCCAGUUCUUGAUGCAUUCCCACCGCUACCUCCAAAAGCGGGCAGUCCUACACCAGCUUCCGUUCCAACAUCAACGGUUGCUAGUGCCUGGAACAAACCUCUUCCAGGUCAGCCACCGGCCUCUCCUGUUGCCGGCAAGCCUGGUGUGAGUUUCGUUCCAACCCAACCACCAGUCAAUGGGGUUAGAUCGACCACUCCAAAGUUCACCGAAGGAUCAACAGCAACAGACGAGGAACUCGAAGCCCUUUCUGAGCAGCUGUUCGCCAAGGAUAAUGCCAAUCUGAACAAGCACGUACGAGCAAACUAUCAGCGUCAGACGUUAUCGUCGUCCACCGUCGACGAAGCCAGUGAUCCCUUGCUUACCAUCGAUGAGCAGCAGGUCUUUUCGUACCCAACGAUCGAGAAAAUGCGCCCCCUGUUCAACAACUAUGAGAUCGACACGAUGGUCAACGAGCACGUCACGGCGAUGGAGAAGAAGGAAGAGAACGACUUUGUUGAUGCCCUGCUGGCGACGAAUGUCAUGCGUACCGCUAUGUUAUUCCUCCAGAAAAAGGGUGUCGUCACGGCCGAUCCCAAAACGCACCACGAGCUGCUGAAGACCAUCUGGUUCCAGCUGUACUCGCGGGGUAACGGAAAGAUUGGAAGCUCCGGCUUCGAGCAUGUGUUUUUGAACGAGAUCAGCAAUGGUACGAUGAUUGGCCUGCACAAUUGGGUGUACUUAUACGAACAGGAGAAGGCGGGUCGUUUGGACUACCAAGGGUAUCUGAAGAAGAUGGAUCUUAGUAACAAAGGGGAGAUCGCUAAGGUUCGGCUGACGUUUGACAAACUGCACAAACCGUCCAACUCACUGUUCAUCGCCACCUCACCCGAGCUGGAGAUUGCCCUCUACACGGUGUGUUUCCACAUGCGACAGGAUACGGAAUGUCCACUGUCGUACAACGGCAAGAAGUUCACAAUCAAAACGUUCUCAUUCCGCUACCGAGGCAAGAAUCUCAUCGGUGGCGCUUGGCCCAACUUCUAGACCUUGACGAGUCUACGUUGUUAUACUCAGUCCUUAUACUCGAAGUUAUGUAUAUUAUGAUUCCAAUUAAACGUUAAGCAAUAAAAUGUAGGGGUUACUGUUCAUUUUUCCUUCGAA
Toxorhynchites rutilus septentrionalis is the source of this 2122-nucleotide messenger RNA. Its product is annotated as endoribonuclease CG2145. The record is from RefSeq and is a predicted model, not a curated record. Gene Ontology annotation, molecular function: RNA endonuclease activity. Lineage: Eukaryota; Metazoa; Arthropoda; Insecta; Diptera; Culicidae. The transcript has 4 exons. The coding region runs from base 290 to 2005 and encodes 571 amino acids.